CGCAAUAACGAGUACCAACAAAUAACGACACAAAGUAGAAUGUGUAAAAAAGAAUUUGCAAAUUUUCAGAACUGUCAAAUAUUGUGUCAGUUAGUCGAGAAGAAAAAUCUUAAUGUGCUAAUUUUUUCCACUUGAAUUGGGAAAAGAAAAAAGAAACACAGUGGCAUACAUAAGGAAAUUGUGUACAAGUGCUCUCCCAAUAGAUUUGAGUGUGGUAACCAGAAUGCAAUAAUUUCAAGUGGAUACGUGUGCGGCAUAGUGUCUUUGCAAGUACAAAUCAAGAAAGCACCAGAGAUUUCCACCACGUGUACACAAUCACGAGAGCUGCAGUAGCAUCUCUGUCUUGGAUUUGGCCGAAAAAUCACAAAGCAACAAAUCGCAACGAUUAUUAAAAUUGAAUGCACAAAAACUAGAUCGUGGAGGCCGAAUAAUAGAUGCACCAGUAGGGUCAACUGGGCUGUAACGCAAAGUAGAAGUAAAUAAAUUUGCAGUUGAUACGGUUUUGAGUUGAGAGCAAAAGUUUAUAUACCUAGAAGUUGUGAAAGAAAAUUUAGUAAGAUUUGCAAGCGACUUUACUGCCAAAACGUCGACGAAAACUCCAACUCCAACUCCAAUAACAAAAACCAAAACAAAAGGAACUGUUGCUGCUGUAGAGUCGACAGCAGGUGGUCGUCGAUCGAGUAAAGUGGUAACAGUGGCAGCAGCGGCAGCGUCACCUGCUGCUAAAACAACGGCAACAACGACAACAACGGCGGUCCCAUCGUCAUCAGGUGGUGGUGCAGGCACUGGUGCUGGUGCGGGGACAGGAACUGGUAGCGCAGGUGACGGCGGUGGUGCUCGUCGUCGUAGUGGGCGACGUAGUCAUAGUAGCACUAUUCCGCAGCAACAGCAACAUCAACAGCAUCAGCAGCAGCAGCAGCACACUAUUAGCAAUACUAGAAGCGGUUACAAUAUUAAGACUAGUGCGAGCCGCAAUAGCAACAUUCGCAGUUCUUCGUCCAAUAGCACAAUGGCAUCGUCCAAUCACCGUGGUGGCGGAGGUGGCGGCGGUGUUGGCGGUAGUUCGGGCCUACAAAUUGGCUCGGCGUGGUUUCAACGCAAAAUCAAUUUACGACCACAGCAUCGAGGUGUUCAUUUAGUCACAGAGGAGAUACUCCGACAAAUGCCCGAACUGGUGCAGUUUUCAGUGGGAUUGUGUCAUGUGCAGAUCCUUCAUACAUCGGCGAGCUUGGCGUUAAACGAGAGUUGGGAUCCAGAUGUUAGGGACGACAUGGAAAUGAUGUUAAAUAAAAUAGUUCCCGAAGGCCUACCGUACAGGCACUCGUGCGAAGGACCCGAUGAUAUGCCGGCGCACGUGAAAGCCUGCUUUCUCGGUAGUUCAUUGACAAUCCCCAUAACUGAUGGUAAAUUAUCGCUUGGUACAUGGCAGGGCGUUUGGCUAUGCGAGCAUCGCGAUCAGGCGGGUUCACGCAAACUGGUUAUAACACUGUCCGGGUGUCCUCGUGAGACGGCGCGCAGUCCGCUGUCGCCAGUAUCGCCAAUCGCUUCGACAUCCAGUUAGGGAAGGCCUCGCUCCACUCGCGAUAGUCGGUAAUCGCGGGGGAGCGACAAUAAUGACAUCAUUUCGUCGAGGAAAUUAAUUUUUAAUAGAAAUUUAGCUAAUACCAAAAUCAGUGCAACAACAACAACAACGGCGGCGGCAGCAGCAGCCGCAGCAGCAAAAAGAAAA
Molecule: messenger RNA, 1729 nt
Organism: Anastrepha obliqua
Lineage: Eukaryota; Metazoa; Arthropoda; Insecta; Diptera; Tephritidae
Product: UPF0047 protein YjbQ
Exons: 5
Coding region: 1010-1561 (183 amino acids)
Source: RefSeq, a predicted model, not a curated record